AUUUGAUUGUUACCAUAGCAGCCGGUUCUAAACACUGUAGUAUCCGCUUUUUACAGGAGCAGAAAUGUUUCGGGCUCGGACAGAAAGAGUGAUUAAAACCAUCAUUUGUGAAAUAGUGGAGGAGUGUGUGAAUAGGGGACACUCCGUUUCUGAAACUCUGGUGGGAUUCAUGGUGAAAGCUGUGGUGUUGAAUCCAACAAACGGUUUUGAUGUAGAUCACACGCUCUCAGAAGAAGACGUCCAAAGGCUCAAACAGCUGUGCUUAGAUAAGCUGACAGAGGAGUCCAGCCCAGGUCUUGAUACCAUCAAAAUGCAACUUUAUUUUGAAAUGAAUUAUGCCUUGCGACGUGAGUUUCUGGCGGAGAUCCAUCGAAUACUGGAGUUCAAACUCAGUGGAGUGCGUCGGGAGAUUACAGACAAUAGAGCAAAAUCCAGGGAUGAUUUCCACACUCUGUACCAUCAGAUAAUUACCUACAUCCUGCUGAGAUCUGCAAUAGGUUCGCCUGCAAAUUUCAACUGUGUACAAGACACUAACGCUGCGCUGCAGAGUGUCUUACCCCUGAAUGAUCUGGGAGCGUUCCUGGUUCUGUUGAAGAAAGACAAGGAGCAGCAGCUGAAGGAGCUCACCAUGAUUGUAACAGGAAUCCGAAUCUUCAACGAAGCCAGCAAACAAAAAGAGGAACUUUUAAGCCUCCACAAAUUAAUGCCUGCAGUUCUCCAAGAAGCACUUCAAGUCAGUGAUAGAAGCAUUAAGAAUGAACUGAGCAUCACACAGGGUUUGGUGUGGAGAUACACGGCUGUGCUGGAGAAGCUAACGCACCCCAACAUUCAGUCUGCCCAGUGUGAAAUGCCCAUCACCCAGCUCAAACAGGCGCUCUACAACGUCAGGCAGCAUGAAAGUUUCCUAAAGAUUUUACAGUCUGAUGCGAGUGUAUGUUGCCAGCGUAUGGAGAGUCGACAGGCUAAGCUUUCAUCUGUGUUGAAGCAGUUGAGACAAACUGUGCAGCCAAAUACAGCCAUACCAGGUUCAACAGUCUUUCCGUUGUUCAAGGCUGUGACAAAGUUGUGGUUUGAGCUCCAGGAUGAGGCAGAACUGCUCCACAUUCUCAGUAACAUCACAGUCGGUCUCAAACCCUUCCUCGUGUCCCAGGCUAAGAGGUUUUCAAAGGCGUAUCUGGACAGCCUGCUGGAGGCAACAGAAGUAAAGACCGACGCCAAUAGACUGGCAGCGUCCUCAGUUGAGCAGAUUGACCCGAAUCUGGUAAACACACAGGCCUGGCUCCUGCCUCAUGCAAAUGACAGACUGAAGGAGCUGCCGCUAGAGUACAAUGGUUUCUGUGGUUACAUGUUCGUGAACAGAGACGGUCUGCUACUUCCAGGAAAUCCAUCUAUUGGAGUUCUAGAACACAAGGAGAGGUUCUAUGCUUUCAGCUCCAGGGAGGCAGCUUUGGCAUUUGCCUCCUCUCCAGAUGACUUUGUUGCUCAGGUGGCAGAAAAAUCCAAAUUUUUCCCAGAACUUUUUCAGCUUCUCAGACUCCAUCAGCAGCUUCCCAGUGCGCGCUCAUACUCUGAGAGAGAACCAGGUCAAAGUUUAUGGCCUAUGCACAUCAACAAGCGGGAAAUUGGAAUACAAACCGACACCCAUCCAGUGGAAACACACAUUGACAAGUCAUACGAGUGGAACGAGUGGGAGCUAAGACGAAAAGCCAUUAAACUGGCUAAUAUUCGGACAACAGUUACUCACUCAAUGCAGACCAACCUGAGCCACAUGAGACGGGACAACGUUAGCCAAACAUGGCUGCCGAAGGAAGCUGUCUCCCAAACCAUGAGAGAGAGCGGAAGCAAUGUCCCCAACCCUCAGACAUACCUGCAUGGUCUGAGGGGGCAGAGAGAUGCAACGGUGUUGAAAGUAGACCUCACCAGACCUGUUGAAGAAAAACCUUGAUGACAAACCUUUGAUGAAAUUAAAGUUACUGUGAGCAAAUGAUUUCAU
Poecilia latipinna (sailfin molly) is the source of this 1993-nucleotide messenger RNA. It is a transcript of the gene cfap206, whose product is annotated as cilia and flagella associated protein 206. Gene Ontology annotation, biological process: regulation of flagellated sperm motility; regulation of cilium beat frequency; sperm axoneme assembly. Gene Ontology annotation, cellular component: ciliary basal body; axoneme. NCBI's taxonomy places the organism in Eukaryota, Metazoa, Chordata, Actinopteri, Cyprinodontiformes, Poeciliidae. Bases 65 to 1945 code for a protein of 626 amino acids. The transcript is spliced from 12 exons. The record is from RefSeq and is a predicted model, not a curated record.